AUGGUUAAAGAAACAAAAUUAUAUGACUUAUUGAACGUUUCGCCCGAUGUCAACUCCUCACAGCUCAAGAAAGCAUACCGAUCUGCCGCUUUGAAGUAUCACCCCGAUAAAAUCGGGUCAACCGGAGGUGGCAACAACAACACCGAACAAGCCACACAUGUAUUCCAAGAAGUUACCACUGCUUACGAAAUUCUCUCCGACGACAGAAAAAGGUCUAUUUAUGAUACUUAUGGAAUGGAAGGUCUGCGAUCGUCUUCAUCGGCGGUUCCGGAACCUUCUUUCGAUGAGAAGUUUCAACAGGCGGAGUCGUUGUUCGAUCAUUUAUUUGGAUCGGCUUCGGCUACAGAUCUGGCAUCUUUAUUCGAUUCCAUGUCUGAACCACGAACGUCUGGCCAUGGUCACCGGCGCAUGCGGAAAGGAAGAAACAUCUACCACACAACGUACUGUUCUCUUCUAGAUUUCUACAACGGCAAGACAAUGAAGCUAAGCUUGACUAGAAAGGUCAAGUGUACCGAUUGUCAUGGUCGUGGAGGUAGUCAUGUUGAAUGUCCUGCCUGCAUGGGAAUGGGAACUAUAGUGAAUGAAACAAGAAUGGGAAUGAUACACCAACGUAUUCAAACCACAUGUCAUCAAUGUAAUGGCUCGGGCCAGUACAUCCCUGAAGAAUAUAUUUGUGGGAGAUGUCAUGGUCAUCGACUGAUUGACCAAAAAGUGAUUUUGGAUAUAAAUGUUCCAAAAGGAGCAAAGCCAGGAUAUGAAAUAGUAUUUCCGAACGAUGCUGAUGAAGGAUUUAACAUCAUUCCUGGUGACGUGGUUAUCACCUUACAAGAAGACAAGUCGCGCGCGAUCAAAAAUUUCCAGCGAAGAGGAGAUAACUUGUUUACGACAGUCAAUUUAUCACUUUCCAAGGCAGUGUGUGGUGGUCUAUUAAAAAUAGAGCAUCUCAAUGGAAAGAUGAUGAAACUGUACAUCAACAGAGGAGAUUUGGCAAACCCAAAUACAAUCAAAUUGGCAAAAGGAUACGGUAUGCCUAUACAGAGUGAUUCGGGCAUCGGGGAAACGAGCUACGGCGAUUUAGUGAUUAAAUUCAAUAUUGAGUUCCCAAAAAUUCACGAACUUACUGAAGUUCAGUAUGGAAUGUUGAGCAAAGCGUUGGACCCUUAUUUCAAACCAAAGAACAUAUCAAGCUCUUCAUCUUCUGAAGACGUUUCGGUGGAGGAUUUCUCUCCUUUUUCGAAUUCUAACAAAUCUGGAUCUUCGGAGUCGGCUGCUACUAGCAUGAAGGGACUUAAGGAUCCUGCAGAGUCUAUCGAGGAAGAAAGCGAUGAUAGCGACAUUGUUUAUCUUUCGGACUUUUCAGAUUCUACAAGUUCUAACUCCAAGGAGAGUGACAGUUUAGAUGACGCAUAUGACCGAACUGAACGUCAAAAGAGGUUCAAAAGUACUUGA
Messenger RNA from Ogataea philodendri, 1449 nucleotides. RefSeq lists its product as uncharacterized. Gene Ontology annotation, biological process: protein refolding. The transcript has a single exon. The record is from RefSeq and is a predicted model, not a curated record. Bases 1 to 1449 code for a protein of 482 amino acids. Gene Ontology annotation, molecular function: Hsp70 protein binding. Lineage: Eukaryota; Fungi; Ascomycota; Pichiomycetes; Pichiales; Pichiaceae. Gene Ontology annotation, cellular component: cytoplasm; nucleus; cytosol.